Messenger RNA from Myotis brandtii (Brandt's bat), 1295 nucleotides. RefSeq names its product polymerase (RNA) III (DNA directed) polypeptide G (32kD)-like (gene POLR3GL). Bases 216 to 1166 code for a protein of 316 amino acids. The transcript is spliced from 8 exons. Lineage: Eukaryota; Metazoa; Chordata; Mammalia; Chiroptera; Vespertilionidae. The record is from RefSeq and is a predicted model, not a curated record. Gene Ontology annotation, cellular component: RNA polymerase III complex. Gene Ontology annotation, biological process: transcription by RNA polymerase III.
CGAGGGAAGCAGUGGAGGGUGGAAGGGAAGGCUGGAGUCAUGGAGCAGAGGCCAAGCGUGAGGCCGUCACGCAAAGACUCAUCUCUAACGAGCCGCUCCCAUAGGGGCUCAUGUCUCUGCGGGGGCCCCGCAGAGCCCGCUGGUGAGACCUGGGCGUCAGGCCCCCGCUGUGAACUCUCGCUGAGCUGGCCCGCGGCUCCUGCAUCUGAGACGAGAUGGGAAAUAAUGGAGCCUGGCUCAUUCUGCAACCCCGUCUCCCUCCGCUAGUGGCUCCCACGCCCGGUUCCGGCUGGCUCCGCCCUCCGCCUCCUCGGCUGCCAGGGGGCGGACCUCCCCGCCGGCUCCUCCUAGAUUGGCGGGGAGGACUCACCAAUGGGGAGCUCGCGGAGGCGGGCCCAGAGCGCCCCCUGCUCGAGGAAGACGGGCGGAUUCCAGGUUGGCGGCGGCCUCGGCUUCGCGUGGGGGAGGGGCGGCAGGUGUUUCUCAUCGGAUCUCUGAAUACCCAGGCCGCUUCCACCAUGGCCAGCCGGGGCCGGGGUCGGGGCCGCGGCCAGUUGACCUUCAACAUGGAGGCCGUGGGCAUUGGGAAGGGGGAUGCUCUGCCCCCACCCACCCUGCAGCCUUCACCACUCUUCCCGCCCCUGGAGUUCCGCCCUGUGCCUCUGCCCUCAGGAGAGGAAGGGGAGUAUGUCCUGGCACUGAAGCAGGAGCUGCGAGGGGCCAUGAGGCAGCUGCCCUACUUCAUCCGGCCAGCGGUCCCCAAGAGAGAUGUGGAGCGCUACUCAGACAAAUAUCAGAUGUCCGGGCCGAUUGACAGUGCCAUCGACUGGAACCCUGAUUGGCGACGUCUACCCCGGGAGCUAAGGAUCCGAGUGCGGAAGCUACAGAAGGAGCGGACCACCAUUCUACUUCCCAAGAGACCCCCCAAGACCACAGAAGAUAAAGAGGAAACAAUACAGAAACUAGAGACUCUGGAGAAGAAGGAGGAAGAAGUAACUUCAGAGGAAGACGAGGAGAAAGAAGAAGAAGAGAAGGAAGAGGAAGAAGAGGAGGAGUAUGAUGAAGAAGAACAUGAAGAGGAAACGGAUUACAUCAUGUCAUAUUUCGACAAUGGAGAGGACUUUGGGGUUGACAGUGAUGACAAUAUGGAUGAAGCUAUCUACUGAAUAAGGACCCUAAACAGCACCCUGGACCUUCGUACCUUUCUGAUGUACGACACAGAGAGGCACUGUGCCUAUUACUUGGUUUUGUGGACAAGGAGAUCUUUCGCUCAGUGUCCAGAUAACCCAGCGGUU